Messenger RNA from Anolis carolinensis (green anole), 2407 nucleotides. It is a transcript of the gene wrnip1, whose product is annotated as WRN helicase interacting protein 1. The record is from RefSeq and is a predicted model, not a curated record. The transcript is spliced from 7 exons. Gene Ontology annotation, cellular component: nucleus. The coding region runs from base 167 to 1810 and encodes 547 amino acids. Gene Ontology annotation, biological process: DNA-templated DNA replication; DNA repair; DNA synthesis involved in DNA repair. NCBI's taxonomy places the organism in Eukaryota, Metazoa, Chordata, Lepidosauria, Squamata, Anolidae. Gene Ontology annotation, molecular function: enzyme activator activity; ATP hydrolysis activity; DNA binding.
AACUACAACUCCCAAGAGCCUGCUUGUUUGCUGACGGAGGAGGAAGAGGCGUGGAUUGUUGUUUUUCCCGCCCGGACAUGUUUGCGACUGAUCCGGGCCUCAUGAAAAGAAUACUUUACUAGUAUUGAAGUCCAUGAAUUGGUGCUAAUUUAAGGGAAACCGGGAAAUGCAGGAAGGAGAAGAGGCUUCCGUGCGCUGCCCGGUGUGCUCGGCGGCGCUGCCAGCCGUGGCGAUUAACGCACAUCUGGACAGAUGUUUGCAGCAGAUGAGCGAAGGGGCGCCUCCACAGCAGCAGCAACCUUGCAAUAAGAAGAUGCGCCUCUCUGAUUUAGAAGAGGAGCCAAGCGGUUCCUCGCAGCUCUUCUCCCUUUUCCGCAAAGGGCGCCACUCCGGAGGAAAAGGGGAAGAAGAGAAGCCGGGUGGAGGAGUGGAAAGCAAAGCCAAGGUCUCGGCGCCGGAGCUGAAAGGAGAGAGCCUGGCCCAGAAGCUGGAAGGGAAGCCCUUGGCGGACAAGCUGCGGCCCAACUCCUUGGAGGAAUACAUGGGGCAGCACAAGGCCUUGGGGGAGGAGACCCUCCUGCGGUCCCUUUUGGAAGCCCACGAAGUCCCCUCCCUGAUCCUUUGGGGGCCCCCGGGCUGCGGCAAGACUACCUUGGCGCACAUCAUUGCAAACAGCAGUAAGAAGAAUGGUACACGGUUUGUGACAUUGUCAGCGACAAGUGCCAAAACCAAUGAUGUCAGAGAUGUCAUUGCUCAAGCCCAAAAUGAAAAGAGACUCUGCAAGAGGAAGACCAUCCUCUUCAUUGAUGAGAUACACCGUUUCAAUAAAUCUCAACAGGACACGUUCCUCCCACACGUCGAGUGUGGAACUGUGACACUGAUUGGAGCAACCACGGAAAACCCUUCCUUCCAAGUCAAUUCUGCUCUUCUGAGCCGAUGCCGUGUUAUUGUUCUUGAAAAGCUGUCAGUGGAGGCAAUGGAAGCUAUUCUGAUGCGAGCAGUCAAGUCCUUAGGGAUCCAGAUUCUAAGCCAAGAGGAGCCGCACACUGGCUCUGUGAAUGGCAGCAACAGCAAGAGCUCUGAGUCACGUGUGUGCAUUGAGAGAAAAGCUAUCAACACACUUGCAUAUCUCUGUGACGGCGAUGCAAGAACUGGAUUAAAUGGACUCCAGAUGGCUGUUCAAGCCAGAUUAACGAAACUCACCCAUCAGAGCACUACUGGUGACUCUUCCAUUCAAGGCAUGAUCAUCACAGAAGACCAUGUGAAAGAAGGUCUCCAGCGAUCCCAUAUUCUCUAUGAUCGAGCCGGUGAGGAGCAUUACAAUUGCAUCUCUGCACUCCAUAAAUCUAUGCGAGGCUCUGACGAAAAUGCUUCUCUUUACUGGCUUGCUCGAAUGCUUGAAGGUGGUGAGGAUCCACUGUAUGUGGCAAGGAGGCUGGUGAGGUUUGCUAGUGAAGAUAUAGGAUUGGCAGAUCCCUCAGCACUAACUCAAGCUGUUGCUGCUUAUCAAGGCUGCCACUUCAUUGGGAUGCCAGAGUGUGAGGUCUUACUCGCUCAGUGUGUUGUCUAUUUUGCCAGAGCACCAAAGUCUAUAGAGGUAUACAGUGCUUACAACAACGUCAAGGCAUGCUUGAGAAACUACCAAGGACCCCUUCCACCAGUUCCUUUGCACUUGAGAAAUGCACCUACCAGGCUCAUGAAGGAUCUUGGCUAUGCUAAAGGAUAUAAAUAUAACCCUGCAUAUAAAGAACCUGUGAAGCAGGAAUACCUGCCUAAAGAACUCAAAGGGACCAAUUUUUUUACACAAUAGACAUAUGACUGGGGUUUUUUUUCCUGCUCUGCUGCUCUUGAUUUGAUAUUACUUCUAGUAUUUUCUUUUGAUUUCAGUUCUGUUUCACAACCACUGUGUAAUCUGAGCUGACAGUACUGAAUUGCUUACUGGGCUCAUAGUGGCAUGUACUUCUGUGGACAUGUUAAUUAUCAGGCUUCACCUGGCUUAAGGUGAACUGUUUGCCUUAAAUAGGAAGAUACCCCAGAUCUUUGGAAGAGGAUAUUGCAAAAUGCAAUCUAGUUUACAGUUUGCCGGAUCAGUUGAAAUCAUUGAAUUUAAAUGAGUCUGAAUCAGCUAAUAUCAUUAAUUGCAGAAGGGAUAUGGUCUAGAUCAAAUCAGGCACUUUUAAUAACAAUAUGUGGGCACUUAGCGCUUUUGGUGCAAUCAGUGGACUUAAAAAUGCCUAAUUUUAAUCUGACCAUAUCCUUUGUUUGCAAUUUUCGUAUAUUUUACUUAAAACUGUGAAAAGGGACUUUGAAAGAAAGAUUGUUAUUUGCACCUUAAAAUAGAAAACAUUUUUGUUUAAUUAUUUCUGAUAUUUUGAAAUAGCUUAAUUAAAAUUGAUUUUAUAACUUA